GAUGUCAUUCCUACCCGCCAGUUUGCUGUCAGCCUCUAGAGUCAGACUGUGUUGUGCAGCACAGGUAGCUUGUGGCCAAUGCCACAGGCUCGACCUGCCGAGAGAAGUGGACUGUCAACCUCGGAAAGAGCUACCAAGGUGGCCUCAACAGACAUCUCUUGUCCCCUCGUGGCUCUGAGACUGAAGGGAGAGUGCCUGUGGACUCACCAGCAUGUCGGAAUUAAAUAAAGAGGUGGUGGAUUUAGUUUGGGGGAGACCCUCUAGUGGAGGAGUGUCUGCCUCCAUCUUCCGUAGAUGGACCCAAGGAUUUGUUUUUUCUGAGAAUGAGCAAACGGCACUUGAGCAGUUUGAAGGAGGGCCGUGUGCUGUCAUUGCACCUGUUCAGGCUUUCCUCUUAAAGAACAUUCUCUUCAGCAGAGAAAGUUCCAACUGGAGACAGAUGACAGAGGAGGAGCAGAAAACAGCACUGUGUUCCACGCUGAGUGAAAUCCUGGAGUCCGCCUGCUCCAGCCCCUCCACAGGGUUCUGCCUGGUGACCUGGGCCAAGGGACAAAGCCCACAUACUAGCACACAUAGCAACCCACAGACACAGUCACAAUCACAAACACAGGAUAUGCCAGCACCAGAGAGCAGCCAGACGCCACAGGAGCAGCAACCCACUGCUUUGGCUGCUGAGGAACUUGGCUUUGAGCGGUUUCACAGUGUUCUCCAUAAGCGGACCGUAAUGUCAGUGUCUGGUCUCAGAGAGGAGGUGUUGUCUCUCUACCACACCUGGAGGGGGUGCUGUGGAGUCUUGCUUUUCCUCUACUCUGUCAUCCUAACCAAGGGCAUAGAGAAUAUAAGAAAUGAGAUCCAGGACACGAUGGAGCCUCUCAUAGACCCUGUGCAUGGCCAUGGCAGUCAGAGCCUGGUGAACCUCCUUGUAACUGGCCACGCUGUCUCUAAUGUCUGGGAUGGAGAUAGGGAGUGCUCUGGCAUGAAGCUGCAUGGUAUUCAUAAACAGGCAUCAGUUGGCUUCCUCACACUUAUGGAAUCACUACGCUACUGCAAGGUCGGGGCAUUCCUCAAGUCUCCAAAGUUCCCUAUUUGGAUCCUUGGCAGCGAAACUCACCUCUCUGUGUUUUUCACUAAGGAGAUGUCCCUGGUAGGUCCAGAGUCUCCAUCAGAACAAGCAAGGAGGGUCUUCCAGUCAUUCGAUCCUGAAGAUAAUGGCUUCAUCCCAGAAUCUCUGCUGGAGGACGUGAUGAAAGCCCUUGACCUUGUCUCAGAGCCUGAAUAUGUCAGUCUGGUGAAGAGCAAGCUGGAUCCAGAGAGUUUGGGCAUUAUUCUUCUGGGCCCGUUCCUGUUGGAGUUUUUCCCUGAUCAGGACUCAGGAAUCCCAGACUCAUUCCCCAUCUACCACUACAAUGGACUGAAACAGUCCAACCACAACGAGAGGGUGGAGUAUGUGGAGGGGACGGCUCUGGUGCUGGGUUUUGAGGACCCCAUGGUUCGGACAGAUGACACUCCAGUGAAGCGCUGCCUCCAGACCAGGUGGCCCUACAUCGAGCUGCUGUGGACCACCGACCGCUCCCCGUCACUCAACUAGCACUGACACGCUCCGUUUGUAUGGUUCUAUGUGGAUGGACCACUACUGCUCCACACACACUUCUUUGGCUUCCCGGCUGCAUACUGACUCUCCA
Centropristis striata (black sea bass) is the source of this 1682-nucleotide messenger RNA. It is a transcript of the gene mindy3, whose product is annotated as MINDY lysine 48 deubiquitinase 3. Gene Ontology annotation, molecular function: K48-linked deubiquitinase activity; cysteine-type deubiquitinase activity; calcium ion binding. The transcript is spliced from 15 exons. Bases 212 to 1588 code for a protein of 458 amino acids. Lineage: Eukaryota; Metazoa; Chordata; Actinopteri; Perciformes; Serranidae. Gene Ontology annotation, biological process: protein K48-linked deubiquitination. The record is from RefSeq and is a predicted model, not a curated record.